Cryptomeria japonica (Japanese cedar) is the source of this 1212-nucleotide messenger RNA. Its product is annotated as chalcone isomerase-like protein 2. The record is from RefSeq and is a predicted model, not a curated record. Bases 262 to 900 code for a protein of 212 amino acids. NCBI's taxonomy places the organism in Eukaryota, Viridiplantae, Streptophyta, Pinopsida, Cupressales, Cupressaceae. The transcript is spliced from 5 exons. Gene Ontology annotation, molecular function: intramolecular lyase activity.
CAAUGAGGGAGCACUUCACAUUUAAUACCAAACAAAGGCAAACCACUAGUCAAACUACACAAAUCCACCUAACCCUGCAACUCUCCUUCUCUGUAACAUCUCGUGCGUGUAUCCUCCACAACCACCUAUCUUUCCUUCAUUCUCCCAUUGCUAAUAAAUCCCUUUCUCUCCAAUUAUUCUCCACGCCUACACCAUUACCAAUUCUCUGUCCCUUGCUUUCUUCACAUUUUCGCACUUGAUCAUUCUUGCAGCAAGAGAAAGAUGGCCUCGGAAGUUGUUACUGUCGUGGACGACAUACAGUUCCCCAAAUCAGUUACUCCUUCUCCCUCCUCCAAGCCCUUAAACAUCGUUGGAUAUGGAAUCACCGACAUAGAAAUCCACUUCCUGCAAAUCAAAUUCACGGCCAUUGGCAUCUACGUGGAUUUCGAAGUGGCUUCCCAUUUGCAGGCGUGGAAAGGAAAGACUGCGGCCGAGAUUUUGGCAGACGAUUCGUUCUUUGAUGCCCUCCUCCAAGCCCCUGUGGAGAAGUUUAUCAGAGUGGUGGUAAUAAAAGAGAUCAAGGGGUCACAGUACGGUCUGCAGCUGGAAAACGCGGUUAGAGAUCGUUUGGUGGCUAUCGACAAAUACGAGGAUGAAGAGGAGGAAGCAUUGGCUAAGGUUGUGGAGUUCUUCCAGGGCAAAUAUAUGAAGAAAAAUUCGGUCAUCACCUACCAUUUCCCAGCAAAUGCCAAAACCGUUGAGGUGAGUUUCAUUUCGGAUGAGAAGAAAGAGGCCAAAAUCACUGUGGAAAAUGCUGAUGUGAGCGGCAUGAUAAAGAAGUGGUAUUUGGGUGGCUCCUCAGCUGUGUCAGCCUCAACCAUUACAUCUUUCACAGAAGGCAUUGCUCCCCAGCUUAAAUAGAAAGAAUGGAUAAUUAAAUGUUAAGCCCUGUGUUAACCAGGUAAGAGGCUAAGUGCUUUCCGAGGAUGGUGUUGUGGGAUCACCUUAGUAAGUCUGAGUUAGGUAGGUCUGCCGGCAUGAGACUCAUUGGCAGUGGUAUCUUUUGUGAGCAGAUGAAUGAAUAAAAAUAAAAGUAAAAAUAUUUUGAGGGAGAAAGUAGUUUCGGUUUGUUAUGUUUAAAGAUAAAUUAAGUUGAUUUACGAUUUCAGAUCAAUUCGUUGGUGCUGAGUGUUCUGUUUUUUUAAGACAAGUCAAGAUGCGACCAUUAGUUUC